This is a messenger RNA of Dreissena polymorpha, 3029 nucleotides long. Its product is annotated as poly(A)-specific ribonuclease PNLDC1-like. Gene Ontology annotation, biological process: nuclear-transcribed mRNA poly(A) tail shortening. Bases 106 to 1746 code for a protein of 546 amino acids. Gene Ontology annotation, molecular function: RNA binding; poly(A)-specific ribonuclease activity. The record is from RefSeq and is a predicted model, not a curated record. NCBI's taxonomy places the organism in Eukaryota, Metazoa, Mollusca, Bivalvia, Myida, Dreissenidae. The transcript is spliced from 20 exons. Gene Ontology annotation, cellular component: cytoplasm; endoplasmic reticulum.
UUACAAAAGUUUUACAAUGGGUAGGUUACUCUUAGUAGCAACAUGCUCUACUUUCAGUUUCAUUUCAAGCAUUCAUUAAAUUUGUGAUUUAAAAGAUUUGCAAAUAUGGUAGAAGUAACUGCCUCCAACUUUAGUGAAUAUUUCUCCGAAAUAGAAGAAGCAAUACGACAAUGUGAUUUCAUAGCAUUAGAUACUGAAUUCACUGGAUUGAAAAUUGAUGAUGAUGCCAAUAAACCAAGUUUAUUUGAUGGUGGGGCAGAACGUUAUGCCAAGCUGCGGGAGACAAUUUCAAAGAUAACUAUUUGUCAGCUAGGUAUUUCAGUAUUCAGACGAGACCAAAAGCAGACCAGCGUCUAUGUGGCAAAGACCUACAACAUCCCGUUGUUUCCCAGAUCCUUUGGGCCUGUUGAUGAACGGUUUGUCUGCCAGGCUUCGAGUCUUCAGUUCCUUUGCAGAUACAAGUUUGAUUUUAACAAGUUCAUUUAUGAAGGCCUGUCGUUUCUCAAUGAGGAUCAGGAGAGGCAAGUUCGGGAGCACAUUGCAAGCAAGGCCAUGUUUACUGGACUUGAGAGAGACCUGGAUGAGGAGGCCCUACAGAGGAUAUGCUCACGUGUGGCAGAGUGGCUGGUAUCCAAGGACAAUGUCCCAGUCUUCACUCUCCAGAAAUCUGACAUGGAGAGUUUUCCUCUGUAUGUGCUGAGUACAGAACUACGGGGGCGGUUUCCAACAAUAUGGACUACUGUAGACAGCAAUCUCAAAACAAUUGAGGUCCAACGUAUUGAUCAGGGCGAGCGUGAGAAGAGGGAGUCUGAAGAGCUGACCAAUCAGAAGCAGCAGGAAGAACAGCUGGUGCAGAGGAUGCUGGGAUUUACACGGGUGUUCAGAGUCAUGAAACAGUGCAAGAAGCCACUUAUUGGCCACAACAACUUGAUGGACCUGAUGCUUGUGUAUGACAAGUUCCACCUUCCACUGCCUGCGUCCUACACAGAGUUCAAAUCUCAGCUGCACGCUAUCUUCCCCUGGAUCUACGACACCAAACAUGUCAUUUUCCGCAUGAGAGGGGCCAUUACGGAGGACACAGGACUGCUGCAGAAAACCUCUUUAUCAGAGAUAUACAAAGAACUGGACAGUGAUAAAGGCAGAGACCUGGUGAUAUUUCCUCCUGCAGUUAUGCAUGCAGAAGGCCACACUAAAUACAAUGGAGAUUCUCUGCCCCAUGAAGCUGGGUUCGAUGCCUUCAUGUGUGGAUUUGUUUUUCUGAGGUUAGCGCAUAUAAAAACGUUCAAAGAUGUUAAAUCAUCAGAGGUGAUACCAUGUCUGUUCCGGCGCUAUCUUCAAAGCAUGGAAGAGUAUUGUAAUAAGGUCAACAUCAUAAGGGCACGCAUUAAUAACAUUUCCUUGGACAGUGUAGACUACCAAUCAGAGAAGCCAGAACUACUGUUUGUGAGGAGCCGACUUAUGAAGAAGAGGCUCAACAUUGACCAGUUAGCAAAGUGGUUCUCUCCCUAUGGCAAUGUGGAUAUAAGAGUUUUUGGCAAGAACCGUGCAUUGGCAGCUACCAACAACUUCAAAUGUUCCAGGGAUAUCCUGAAGGCAUUCAGGGGUCACCCAACGAUAUAUGUGGCAGAGUACAGUAUAUGGAGGCAUUCACCACUAGUCAGGGGAAUACUUUGGUCUGGUGCUAUAGUAUCAGGAGGACUGUGUAUUCUGGCACUAGUUGGCUCAGUGAAGGAGAGGAAACCUUGACCACCAAAAUGUCUCCAUUAAAGCUUGAACUAGGAUCUGUUACAUUUUACAAGUCAUAUCACAUGGCUAACUGUGGGGUGUUCACCAUACAUCACGAGAACCCUUAACAGCUUAACAAGGAUCAAGCAAUGUUCUUUUGGAGCUUAUUUUUCUGAUUAAAUGUGGAAUUAAGGCAGAUAUAUUAUGAAUUUGGCUCAAGAAAGAUGUUAAGAAAAGCAUUUUUUAGCUCACCAGAGCAUAUGGUGCUCAUGAAGAGCUUUUAGGAUACCCUGUUGUCUAUUUUUCCAUCCGUCCAUGGGGCAGGUUGUUUCUUCUAACAACAUUAAUUCCCCCUGAACUGCAGAUUUUAAUUUAAAAAAAUCACAUAUGCUUCUUUGGUGACCCUUUGGCUAAGUUGUUCACUAUGAUUGUUUCCAUUGCAUAUGUAUGGAUUGAGCUAUAAAGAAAAUUAACCUGAAAAAUACUAAUAUCAAACCACAGGGCACAGGCUUUAAUACUUGUUGUGUGACAUUGUCAUGCAGUCUCCUUUCAUUCUUCAAAUCAUUUUAUGAGGUCAAAGCUGGCAAUGCUACAGGCUCAUGUGAUUUAUAAAUAUAUUUAUAUAGUAAAUUAUAUGGUAAAUUACUUUUAAAAUCAACUACAAUAAAACCGCAAUUGUCAAGGGUUAAAUGUUUGGUGUUUAAUAUGGUAUGAUGUUCCUCUACAUGUUUGUUAUAAUAAUUCUCCUAAGGUCAACUUUAUUCCCGGCCUGAGAGAUGCUUGUUUUCCUUAUUAUGUAUAUAAUAAAAACUUUUUAUUCUUCUCUGAAACCUCAAGCCUAAGAGGUUUGAUAUUUGUCACAUACAUGUAUACUUGUAUGGGGGUCUUCUACCAAGUUUGUUUAAACCAUGCCCCCGUGUUCAAAAUUGGCAUCGCAUUCUGUAGGCAUUCUAAGAUUUAUAUAAAUGGUAAAUAACUGUUCAUUAAAUAUGCCAUGAAUAUGCAAUUGAAUAUUUCUUUAUUUUAUUUUGCCUGUAGGUAGUGAACAGACUUGAAAUGUCCACUUUAAUUUGUUCUGAUGUUGAGAUGUUGCAGUUUAUAGUUUUAACAGUCACAUAACAUUUAGAUUUUGAUACACAUUUCUGGUCUUAAGAUGCUAAAAAAGUAAGUGCUAAGCUUUACUAAGAAGGGAUUUUUUUGCGACAAAAUGUUGUGUUUCAAUUUAAAUUUAUUCCAAAUAAUGAUGUCUGUUAAUUGUUUGCAUUAUUCUUUUAUAUUGUUUGAUUAAAUACAACAAGAGUCAA